AUGGCGCGGACACCGCUGGCGCUGAUGGUGGUCUUUGUGCCCAUUGGCUUCGCCAUUGUGGUGUGCGGCGUCGCUGCAGCAGCUGGCGCGGUCCCGCCGGCCUCGGCUGCCCGCCACACCACCGCCCGCCCGGUAAGGUGGGGCUCGCCGCGGCUCAUGGCCUCGCGAAUCGGCACAUCGGACAACUUUUGGGCAGCAGUGCUGGUCGGUGUUGUAGCCGUCCCGAUAUCUGCCGUUGUCAUCGGCUGCUCGAUCGGGCUCAGCUCGCGGGCGUCGAGCCUGCCGGCGGUCUCGCCUGCUAGCGCCGGCGACCGUCGACCGUGCGGGGCGCUCGAUGAUCCGGUUUGCGAGCCGUUCCUCUGCAACACCCGCGCCGGACUCUGUGGCAUUCACAAGCCAGCCCACUCGCAGGCGACACUGUGGGGCGUGGCGCUGGCAGUCGCGCUUGGCACCUUUCUUAUCGGCACGCCUUGCUGCUUCUCGGUCGCUUCGUUUUUGUUUCCGGUCCACCUACGCCCGGUCAUCUGCGUCAUGUCAUCGAUGGUGAGUGUGGUUCUGGCGUUCAUUUUUGCGCUCUCGGUCGGGCUGAACAUGGCCAGCCACCUUGUGACUGUGAACUUUGAUGGCAUUGCAGGCAACGGGACGUCUUGCGCUGGCCCGCACGCCUGCUAUCCGUACACCAACAAGUGCUGCUCGCCUUACUCGUAUCGAUCGCGGUGGCGGCGGCGAUGGCGGCCGAUCUGGCUCUGUAACUCGUGGCUCGCGUCUGCGACAUGUGGUGCCAUUGUCGGCUUUGCUGUCGUCGGCAUCGCCAUGCUCGUUCUCCGAGUGCCGGUGCCUGCGCUCGAGCCGCCACUGACGGCUGCGGAGCGCGCGAGUUCGCCUGCCUGUGCCGCCGUUGACGCGCCGGUCUGUGCACCGUACUGGUGCGACAUGCCGAGUGGGCGGUGCCGGCGCUCGUGCCGGCACGACUUUGAGUGCGCCGGGGCGGGGCUGGCGUGCGAUGCCGCGUCCGGCAAGUGUGUUGCUACAACCCAUCACGCCAGCCGGCUCGUGCUCCGGCGAUGGCUGGCGGCGGUGGUGGUGCUUGGGGUGGUGACGGCGGUCAUGGUGGUGUGUGCGUGCUUGCCGGGGGUGCUUGUGCCCUGGGCAUCUUCCAACGACGUGGUGCAGUUGUUUGCGGUCGUCGCUCUGGUGGCUGUUGGCGCCGGCCUCAUUGUGGCACUUCCACUCUCGCUCGUACGUCUUCGGGUGCGGCUGACACGGCCACCGGAAACAACGCUGCCGGUUGCACUCACAAGCUGUGUCGGCCUCUCCUCGCCGAACUGCUGGCCAUACUACUGCCGCGUUCACAACAGGACGUGUGCGAUUUCAUGCUCAUCGUCGCAUGAGUGCCGCGGCGCCAUGGACAAGCGGCUCACUUCACAGCUCCCAUCCGGCAUGCACGUUGCGCCGUACUGCCUUGUCCUCGCCUUUGUGACGAUCCCGCUGGUAAUGGACGUGAGAGUCGACAAGUCAUUUGUGGAACUUCCGUCGUCGCUCUCGGUCGACGGCAAGAGUUGUGGGCCGAUGCCGUUUGACGCCGGCUGCGGUAGCUAUGUGUGUGAUACCCGGACGCGCAAGUGUGCGACAAGUUGCUUUGGCGAGCGCACCGGCUGCGGGUUUGGCAGUAGGUGCAAGCGUGGUGUGUGUGUGGCGGGCGAUGAUGCCACGCCGCGCAUUGUUGCGAGCUGUACUGCUGGGCUUUUCGCGCUCGUGGCGCUGAUGGCGUUUGGCUGGCCCGGCGUGUGGCGGCUGCUCGUCCGGCGUCUGCGUGCUGGUGAGCACGCACGUGCGGCGGCGCUACUGGCGGCUGAGGAGAAACAGCGGUUGAUUCCCAAGGUCCGAGUCGACGUCGUACCGGUGCGCGGAUACGGUGCGCUGGAUGUCGACCCAUCACGACCGCGGCUCGCUCGAGAGCUACCUCCGCCGCUGUUGGUGGGCGCAGGCGUGGGCUCGAUCCAGCUGGCCGGCUCUGUGAGCUCGGACGACUCGGGCGAGUCAGGUGCGUCUGGUUGUGGGGUGCGGACGCUGCCCGAGUGCGGCAUUUGCUUUGGUGACAACGUCAGCGUAGCGUUUACCGUUGGCUUUUGUGAGCACGGAUACUGCGCCGGCUGCGCGCAGAGUGCGGUACGCGACAUGAUCGAGCGUGGGCAGUUUCCAGCAAUGUGCCCGGGUUGCCGAGCCCAAGACUCGAUGUCCCCGCGGGCGCGCGUGCCGGCCCACGUCAUCGAGCAUCUUGUGGCUCGGGGAGUGGUUGAUGCCGAGACCGGCUCGCGGUGGGUGGUCCAGUCGCUGCUCGGCGCGGUUCCCAAGGGUGAGACUACGUUCUGUCCCGGAUGCGAGCUGAUGUGCAUCAAGCCGGAUCUCUCCGGCAAGUCGCAGCGCCAGCUUCAGCGGUCGAGCAGAGUAGUGUGUCCGGGGUGUGCCACCGAUUGGUGUUGCAACUGCUCGGUGCCAUGGUUCCGGCAUGCCGGGCGCUCGUGCGACUCGAUUGCUGCCGACGAGGCGACCGGCCGAGACGCAGCGACGCUCGCGCUGCUGGGCGCGACGUCAAAGCCUUGCCCGCGGUGCGGCGCGCUCAUCUCGCGGCCGCGCGGGCACUCGUGCCACCAUGUUGGCGGCUCGGCCGGCGCAUGCUGCGGCUACUCGUUUUGCAUCGUGUGUCUACAGCCGCACCCGUGCGGCCGCGAAGACCACGGCCUGUUCUGUGAUGAGCGGUGCGACUGCGUGGCGUGCCCGGUGUGUCGGCCCGGGGCGCCGUGCGCGCUCUGUCCCGGUGACGACCGUUGUCCGUCGUGCCACCCGCCGGCUGGGUCGUCUGUUCCGCCGCCGGUUCACGUUCCGGACCCAAUCAACGGCGUCGAGGACAUUCUCGCUAUCCAGGCCGACCUUCAGGCGUUGAUGGACGCGAUGGACGCGCCCCGGGAGCCUUUCAUCGCUCGUCAGCGAUGGCGCCGUGACUCGUCAUCAUCCGACUCGGAGGGCUUUGUGGCCAUUGCACCCGAGCAGGCUGCCGCCGAGAUCGUGGGCCACGACGUGGACUUGGUAAUGGAAGUCACCGGCGUCGAUGCCGCCCAGGCCGCUGACCUCCUUGCCGCCUCACGCUUCAACGUCCAGCUCGCCAUUGCCGCCUUCUUUGACGCUCAAUAA
Molecule: messenger RNA, 3192 nt
Organism: Thecamonas trahens ATCC 50062
Lineage: Eukaryota; Apusomonadida; Apusomonadidae
Exons: 4
Coding region: 1-3192 (1063 amino acids)
Molecular function (GO): zinc ion binding
Source: RefSeq, a predicted model, not a curated record